This is a messenger RNA of Microcebus murinus (gray mouse lemur), 1572 nucleotides long. It is a transcript of the gene ALKBH1, whose product is annotated as alkB homolog 1, histone H2A dioxygenase. The record is from RefSeq and is a predicted model, not a curated record. Gene Ontology annotation, molecular function: ferrous iron binding; oxidative RNA demethylase activity; broad specificity oxidative DNA demethylase activity. Gene Ontology annotation, cellular component: nucleus; cytoplasm. Gene Ontology annotation, biological process: oxidative RNA demethylation. NCBI's taxonomy places the organism in Eukaryota, Metazoa, Chordata, Mammalia, Primates, Cheirogaleidae.
CCGGAUCAGAGAGGCCAGACAGCGAGAUGGGGAAGAUGGCGGCGGCCGUGGGCUCUGUGGCGACGCUGGCUUCAGAGCCUGGAGAGGACGCCUUUCGGAAACUUUUCCGCUUCUACCGGCAGAGCCAGCCAGGGACUGCAGACCUGGGAGGGGUCAUCGACUUCUCGGCGGCCCAUACAGCCCGCGGCACGGGUCCUAAUGCCCACAAGGUGGUCAGAUCUCAGCUAAGUGUGUCUUCAGUCAGUGAACACGAUGCACAUAGAGCAGGACUUCAGCCUGUCAGCAAGUGGCAAGCCUAUGGCCUCGAAGGCUAUCCUGGAUUUAUUUUUAUCCCAAACCCCUUCCUCCCAGGUUACCAGUGGCACUGGGUGAAGCAGUGCCUUAAGUUAUAUUCCCAGAAACCUAAUGUAUGUAACCUGGACAAACACAUGACUAGAGAAGAGACCCAAGAUCUGUGGGAACAGAGCAAAGAGUUCCUGAGGUAUAAAGAAGUGAAUAAACGGCAGCCUCGAAGUUUACUAGAGAAACUGCGUUGGGUGACCCUAGGCUACCAUUAUAACUGGGACAAUAAGAAAUAUUCAGCAGAUCAUUAUACACCUUUCCCUUCUGACCUGGCUUUCCUCUCAGAGCAAGUAGCUGCUGCCUGUGGAUUUCAAGGUUUCCGAGCCGAAGCAGGUAUCCUGAAUUACUACCGCUUGGACUCCACGCUGGGAAUCCAUGUAGACAAAUCUGAACUAGACCACUCCAAACCCCUACUGUCAUUCAGCUUUGGACAGUCUGCCAUCUUUCUCCUGGGAGGUCUCAAAAGGGAUGAGGCCCCCACAGCCAUGUUUAUGCACAGUGGUGACAUCAUGGUGAUGUCAGGUUUCAGCCGCCUCUUGAACCAUGCAGUCCCUCGGGUCCUUCCAAAUCCAGAGGGGGAGAGCCUGCCUCACUGCCUAGAGAUGCCUCUGCCGGCUGUCCUCCCCAGAGAUUCAGUGAUAGAGCCCUGUUCUGUAGAGGACUGGCAGGUGUGUGCCAGCUACUUGAAAACUGCUCGUGUUAACAUGACUGUCCGACAGGUCCUGGCCACAGACCAGGACUUCCCUUUGGAACCUGUGGAGGACAAAAAAGGAGACAUCACCACAGGUUUCUGCCAUCUAGAUGACCAGAAUAGCCCAGUAAAACGGGCUAGGAUCGACGCUGACAGCUGAGGCUUGGACAUCCCAUUCUUUUACUCAAGCACAUCUUAUAGUAAAUGGCCAUGCUAUUUUGUAUUGCCGUGGACCAAGAUAAGCCAAACAACAGAGACAGGGAAGAACUAACUCAUCAUUGAUCACACUGUUGCCUUGGAACCCAUCCUGAAGAGUAAACUGAUGAACCACUUUGCUCAGAGAAGUGUUUGACCUAGUCCAAUCCUAGUUAGAUGUUGGCAUUAAUGUAUGUUGAAAAGUCAGCCCGAGGGGGUAUUGUUCUUCCACAACAGCCUUCUCAGCCUCUACCAUUACCUCUCAGGGAGGUACAAGCAAGUUUCCAUGUCUGCGGAGUCUUUUAAAUACCUCAGAUUUUAUCAGUGGGAACCAUAGUACUCCU